AUGAAGCCAACACAGUCGACAUCACACCCAUACAUCCUGCACACUCCACGAGGCAGUCUCCGGGGCGUGGAGCACCGCGACGCCUCGACCAAGACUCCGAUCUUAUACCGCUUCACCAAAGUGCCAUAUGCAUUGCCUCCGGUUGGACCACUACGCUGGCGACGGCCGCAAUCAUUGCCAGCGGACUUUACAUUCAACACUACGAACGACGAGCCAGGCAACUACACUGAAUUCGGGCCCGUGUGCCCUCAACCGCAUUACGCGCACGACCUGGCGUACGUGGACCCGCCACCUCCUGGAGCAGCGCAACCGAUCGAAAACGCCCAGGACGAAGACUGUCUGUACCUGAACAUCUGGGUCCCGGCGGACGGAUGCCCAGGGUCCGAACUGAAACCGGCGACCGGGUGGCCGGUGCAGUUCUUCAUUCAUGGCGGAUGGCUCCAGAUUGGCAACGCGAUGCAGUCGCACGACCACGACCCGUUUGACCUGUUGGCCAACACGGCGCCGCGGAUCGUGGUGUCGCCCACGUACCGCCUGAAUGUGUUUGGGUUCUUGGCCGGGGAGGACCUGGCGUCCCUGCACGAAGACCCGGCGCCGUCCAACUACGGUUUCUGGGACCAGCGCCGCGCUCUGGAAUGGACGGCCGAGCAUAUUGGUCUGUUUGGCGGCGACCCGAACAACAUCACCGUUGGGGGCUUGUCGGCCGGUGCGAAUUCGAGUUUCUUUCAAUUGAACUAUGACAGUCAAUUAGGACAAUCACAAUCAGGACAACAAUCAGCAGUGGCACAUGAUGGCGCACCAACAGCACCAGCACCAGCAUCUGCAUCUGCAACCACCACCACCUCCUCGACAUCCUUUUCUAACCGGCGCUUAAUCCGCCGCAUAUUUCUCUGGUCCAACGCCGUAGCAAUCCAACCCAACGCCAGCACCUCGCCCAUCCUAACAGCCCAAUUCAACGAACUAUGUUCCGUCCUCGGGAUCGACAUAUCCUCCUCCUCAACUCCAGCCCAAAAGAUGGCCGCUUUGCGCGCAAUUCCCGCCAGUGAUCUCGUGGCCGCCCUGUCCAAACUAAAAAUGCACACCUUCCGCGCCAGCACGGACGGCGAGUUCAUCCGACCGACAUUUUUGUCCUCCUUGCACAGCGGCGCAUUCGCGACACGCUUGUCCCGUAACAACACUUCUGUGUUACUAGGCGAAGUCAGCGACGAAAAGGAACUCUACAAACUCGUCAAUCCGCCUCGGAACCACGCUGAACUUUUGACUCAGCUGGCAAACUACUAUCCUCCAGCUGUGGUUGAGGCUUUAUUGCCCCUUUAUAAGCUCCCCUCCACAAACGACGGAGAUGAAGCUGGUUCUGCUUGGGCCGAGGUGUUUAGUCAAAUGGUCGCCGAUGCGCAGGUCCACGCUUCGCAGAGGGGUCUGGUUCAUGUUUUGGUGAAUCCGGACGAGAAGAAAUCGGGAGUACUGCCUCUUCCUUUGUCAAAAGUCCAUCGCUACCGCAUCGCGUGGCGCGCCCAAGCCCUAGACAACUGGCUCAAACCAGAAGUCAAAGUGUGCCAUUCGGCAGAUAUUCCCAUCUGGUGGGCGAGUGGGUGGCGAUACGAUUUCAGUGAGCAGGACAAAACCGUCAUCAAGAAGUUUCUCGAACCGUUUGCUCAGUUCUUGUAUGGUGAGGAUCGGGUCUCUUGGCCGUGUAGUGCGGAAAAUCGACUGAGGUUGUUGGAUCAGGAUGGGACGAUUCAUGAAGAUGUCGAGGAUGAGUUGUGGGAGCGGGGGCUGGAGAUUUGGAAUGCUGUCUGGAAGGCGCAGAAGCCGAUUGUUGCCAGUGAGUGA
Exophiala dermatitidis NIH/UT8656 is the source of this 1833-nucleotide messenger RNA. RefSeq names its product esterase/lipase. The coding region runs from base 1 to 1833 and encodes 610 amino acids. The record is from RefSeq and is a predicted model, not a curated record. Lineage: Eukaryota; Fungi; Ascomycota; Eurotiomycetes; Chaetothyriales; Herpotrichiellaceae. The transcript has a single exon.